Messenger RNA from Saccoglossus kowalevskii, 1938 nucleotides. RefSeq names its product leucine-rich PPR motif-containing protein, mitochondrial-like. Gene Ontology annotation, molecular function: protein binding; mRNA 3'-UTR binding. Gene Ontology annotation, cellular component: nucleus; mitochondrion. NCBI's taxonomy places the organism in Eukaryota, Metazoa, Hemichordata, Enteropneusta, Harrimaniidae. The record is from RefSeq and is a predicted model, not a curated record. Gene Ontology annotation, biological process: regulation of mitochondrial translation.
AUGGCGGCUCUCUUGCGGUCUGCAAGAAAUUUAAAAUUGUUAAGAUAUUUGACUGUACCUGGUGGUCAGGUUGUCCAGCGUCUUUUAUCUGCGUUGGCAUGGCUACCCCCAGUAAAAUGCAAACGUGGUGUGCUUGAUUUGGACGCGAAGGUGUCAAUUAUAAAUCGACUAGAACGUGGCGAAACCGCAAGCAAUCUAUCCACCGAGUAUGGUGUUGGAUGUGCCGUUUCAGAACACGCUCUCCUACUCAUCAGAUGUUGUGGAUCCUUGAUGGCUGAACUAUCAGCACCGGAGAGAACAGAAUUAGCCCACAUGAUAUGGGACAAACUACCAGAAUUAGGAAUUAAACGUAAUACAAACCAUUACAAUGCAAUGUUAAAAGUCUACCUCCAGAAUAAUCAUCAAAUCUCCCUGAGUGAAUUUCUAGAAAACAUGGAAUCCAGUGGUGUAGAACCAAACAGAGUGACAUACCAGAGAAUUAUUGGGCUUUACUGCCAGGAGGGAGACAUUCAGGGUGCCGGUAAAGUCUUGGAAUUCAUGAAAAAGAAAGAUAUGCCAAUCACCGAUGGAGUCUUCAAUUCUCUGAUCACUGGACAUGCAAGGGCUGGAGACAUGGCAAACGCUGAAGGUAUGCUGACUAUAAUGAGGAAUGUUUCUUUAGAGCCCACUGUAGACACCUAUACAUCACUGAUGUGUGCAUACGCUGAAAAAGGCGAUAUCGAGAAUAUCCGAGAGGUUUUGAAGCAGCUUAGAAGCGAAGACACCAAACUUUCCAACAAAAAUUUGAUGCUAGUAUUACAUAGUCUUGUUACAUCUGGACAUGAAGAGCAUGUCAGUGAGAUUCUGAGCCAUAUGCAGUUUGGAACUCGUUAUGCACCAGAUGCGAUAAAUUUGUGUCUGACGUUGUUAACUGAAGGACGUGAUGAUGUCGCCAUGGAGAUUCUGAAAACUUUUCCCAAGAUACGUCCCGAGGUUGAAACCAUGCUGGCCGCCGGUGAAGAAUUCCAACAGGGCAGCUUUUAUAUCAAACAUUUAGUUUUACUGAACAGACCGCUUGAGGACAUUGUGAAACAAAUGGAUGAAAUGAAAGCAUUGAAGUUACAUUCAGCUCCGUAUGCAGUGGCGUUGCAAGUUUCUUUGGAGCAAGGGAACGUGGAAAAUUCUUAUGCCUUGAUGGAUAUUAUGAAAGAACAUGGAGAACCAAUAAGACAGCAUUAUUUCUGGCCGUUGAUGGCCAGCAGUCAUCGACAAAAUGACGUCCAGGGUAUGUGUGAUAUUGUGAAAAAAAUAGUAGAAAGCGAUGUGAGGCUCGACUCGGGAAGCUGUACCAUGUAUGUAUUUCCAACGCUAGGCGGAGAUGCACAACAUCUGUUAGCUGAACUGCAGAAAAUGGGCGUACACGUAGAUGAAACACUUGUAGCCAGUCUCAUCAGGUGGGAGAUAGGGAAUGGAAGGGCCGAAAACAUCACAAAACUGGUGAAACAGUUUGGACCUGACUUGGUUUAUCUCUCAUUAUUCAGAAGUGAUCUAAUACAAGCAAUAUACAGAGACCCACUGAUUAUGAAAACAUUCACCAAAAUGAUAAAGUCUAAUGGUGUUGAAUCAAUACAAGGUGACUUUGGUAGCUUCAUGUAUCAUCUAACCAAAAAUAUACCUGAAGGAUAUAGGAAUACUAUUCUGCCAUAUUUACAGGAGUUUUUGAAAGAGUUAAAAAACCAGGACUGUUACAUCACAGCUAAUGACUUCCGUGGACUUCGUAGGAAUUUUGACCGUCAAAGACUGAACUACCUCACGCCCAUGGCUCUUGACUUGAUCCAUCCCGACGUAAUGAACUCAGAGGAUACGCAGCAGUCUGACCUAUUACCCAUUCAAAAGCACCAUACUCUUGCAAAUGUACCUGUAGAUGUUUGCCCUACUGUAUCCCUUGGUUACGACUAG